Fusarium verticillioides 7600 is the source of this 1092-nucleotide messenger RNA. RefSeq lists its product as hypothetical. The record is from RefSeq and is a predicted model, not a curated record. The coding region runs from base 1 to 1092 and encodes 363 amino acids. The transcript has a single exon. NCBI's taxonomy places the organism in Eukaryota, Fungi, Ascomycota, Sordariomycetes, Hypocreales, Nectriaceae.
AUGUCUUCUAGCAGAGAUCCUAUCACCGCAGCCUACCAUCCAGAGCUUGCAAAAAUCAUCAACAAUGACCCCACAGCUAUUGAGCGCCUAGAGAUCGAAUGUGGCAUGUGUCAAGACAAGAUGAGUAACCCAGAGGACAAGACCUUCAGUGCCAUCAUUUUCCCCUGCGGCCAUAUGUUCUGUCCACCUUGUGUCAAAGAGUACAGGGAGUACAACCGAUCUAAUGGCGUCUCUUACAAAUGCCCUGUCUGUCGCUUUGAGCUUAAAGGCAGAGUAUGUGGGUGCCCGGACAAGGAGACGUUAUUCGAUCCCACUCAGCAUCAAGACGAGGGCCUUUUGGAUAAAUUGAAGGAUGAACUCUCCAAAGAGAAGGGUGCUUGCGCCUUCUGUCAAUUGUCUAUCUUGGCCAAUGGAUUGAGAAGUAUCGCUCUCUACAUACAUGAUCCCGCACCGUUGAUCAAAGACGGACAUAUGUUGCGAGUUAGAGCUGUGAAACGCGACGACUGGGAUGUUCGAAUCGAAUCUGACUGCUCUGAAGAGAUCAAACUGUUGCCAAUAUCGCCAGAGCUUAUGGAAUUCUUUAGAAUUGCGGGAGACAGCCUCGCCGAGGCAUGGGAUGGGCCUCGUGCUCCAGAGGAUGACACCUCCCCCUUUGACUUUCAACUUGCUCUUUGCAAGUCCUAUCCCGAGGACCACGAUCUCUUGCGGCAUCGAAGAGGCCAGCUGGAGUUUUUUUCCGUAGCGAAGUGGCACACACGUGACAUCACUCAUCCUGGUAGACUUGCCCAUGCUCGUAGGGAUGCACUCGAGCUAGCCGAGGCGUUCACCGGUGUUAAGGCUUUCAAGAAGUAUAAAGAAAGUGCCGCACUCCAAGACUGGUUGAUGGGAAUCAUUUUUGAUAAUAUAGAUCUUGAAGCGGAGGAGAUGCAGUCGGCAUUUCAAAGGUUUAGGGUCGAGCAUCCUAGACUCUACGCCUUGGCUGGUCUCCCACUUGUUGGUGGGGUUGUGCUUCGUGGUUACCGAUUCAGUUCUGAUAUUGCUAGGCUCGUUCGGAGAGGUAGGGAAGAUGCGGAGGGAAGGGUUGAGGAGUAG